Molecule: messenger RNA, 2934 nt
Organism: Theobroma cacao (cacao)
Lineage: Eukaryota; Viridiplantae; Streptophyta; Magnoliopsida; Malvales; Malvaceae
Source: RefSeq, a predicted model, not a curated record
AUGGAUAGAGUGUUUAAGGCGUUGUCCAAAGUAAAAGCCAUCACUCUAGAAUCGAUAGACAUAAAAGAAGUAGGACAUGAUCUCACCCAUUCUUGCAAAUUCUAUAUAGGGGUUGUUGGACAUUCCAUUCAAAAUUGUGACUACUUUCAUCGUAAGUUGCAAGAGUUGAUGGAUUUGUCAGAAAUCGAGUUUUAUGAAGAAGGUGAGGAUGAAGAAUUUGGGAAAAAGAUAAUUCCCUUAUUGUAUGAAACUUUUCGAUCCGCGGGGUGCAUUCAUACCAAGGUGUCGGACGAGGUUAAUCAAGUUCCACUGAUGUUUGGUGAGCUAUCAAUCCAUAUGAUCAAAGAUGAAGAACCUAACGAGAAGAUCCCUGUGGUGUAUCCAGUACUGUCAGGAGAUGAGUUAAGCAAUUGGACAGCCAUGGAAUUGCCCAUCAUCUUUAAGUCUUUGGAAAUGUCUUUAAAUAAUGAACACGAAGACAAUCUAGACAAUAAUUUGAAUAUCGAUUUUGAGAUGAUUCCGAACGUUGAUACAUUGAAAAAUGAAGAGGAGGCGGAGGACUAUGGCUUACCCCCUGAUUUGUCGAGAAUGUUGGAACAGGAGGAAAAGAAGAUUUUACCUCAUCAAGAACUCGCAGAAAUCAUUAACCUCAGAAAUGGGAAAGAAAAGAAAAAGGUUAAGAGUGGCACCUUGCUGUCAUCUAAUGAACGGAAUUUGAACAGAGUGAGUCAGAAGGAUAGCUUCCCUUUGCCACAUAUUGAUACUCUUGUGGAUAACACAGCAAAGCAUGCGUUAUUCUCAUUUAUGGAUGGUGCCACCUACCAAAGGGCAAUGGUAGCUUUGUUUCACGAUAUGAUGCAUAAAGAGAUAGAGGUAUAUGUGGAUGACAUGAUUGCAAAAUCUCAUACAAAAAGGGAUCAUACUGUCAAUCUCAAGAAGCUGUUCAAGAGAUUGCGAAAAUUUCAGCUCAAGUUGAAUCUUGCAAAAUGCACUUUUGGUGUAACUUCUGAAAAAUUGUUGAGGUUCAUAGUAAGUGAAAAAGAAAUUGAAGUAGACCCGGAUAAGAUACGAGCUAUUCAAGAGCUGUCACCUCCCAAAUCGCAAAAAGAAGUGAGAGGAUUUUUAGGGAGGUUGAAUUACAUUGCUCGAUUUAUAUCCCAACUCACCUGCAAAUGUGAUCUAAUCUUCAAGCUGCUUCUAAAACGAGACCCAGGAGAGUGGAAUGAAGAAUGUCAAAUAGUCUUUUAUAAAAUCAAAGAAUAUCUCACAAAUCCAUUGGUGUUGGUGCCACUAACGAUUGAAAAACCUCUUAUUUUGUAUUUGACUGUGAACAAGAAUUCUAUGGGAUGUGUAUUGGGACAACAUGAUGAAACUGGGAAUAAAGAACAGGCUGUAUAUUACUUGAGCAAGAAAUUCACGAAGUAUGAGUCCAAUUACUCUGCGGUCGAAAAGAUGUGUUAUAAAGAUUUGAUGGCCGUCUUGCACAUAGAAAAAGACAGUCCCAAUGAACUUAAUCCAUGGAAGAUAUAUUUUGAUGGAGCAUCCAAUGCUUUGGGGCACAAAAUUGGGGUAGUGUUGAUUUCUCCAAAUGGACAGUACUAUCCAGCCACGGCGAGAUUGAAUUUCAAUUGUACUAAUAAUAUAGCGGAGUAUGAGGCGUUGGUAAUGGGAUUACAAGCAGCAAUCGAGAUGAAGGCUGACAUGAUAGAUGUUUACGGAGAUUCGGCUUUGGUGAUAUGUCAAAUGAGAGGUGAAUGGGAAACUAGAGAUUCUAAACUAGUUCCAUAUAAAAAGCUGGUUACAGAAUUAAGCAAACAGUUCAAAGAAAUCAGCUUAAACCAUUUGCCUCGAGAAGAGAAUCAGAUUGCUAAUGCUUUGGCCACUAUCUCAGUAAUGUUCAGAAUAAAAGAAGCGGCUGAUGUACGCCCUUUUGAUUUAGAAGUCCGUGAAGUCUCCGCACACUGCUUAAAUGUUGAGGAAGAGGUUGAUGAUAAGCCGUGGUAUCAUGAUAUCAUGCAAUACAUCAAGCACCAAGCAUAUCCUGAGAAUGUCACGGACAAUGACAAGCGAACUCUUAGAAGAUUAGUAAUGGGUUUCUUCCUUAGCGGAGAAGUGUUCUACAAAAGGAAUCGAGAUCAAGUACUUUUGAGAUGUGUGGAUGUUUCGAAAGCCAACAAAAUAAUGAAAGAAGUCCACAAAGGAACUUGUGGAGCUCAUGCUAAUGGAUAUAUGUUUGCUAGAAAAAUUAUGAGAGCUAGUUGUUAUUGGUUGACAUUAGAAUCAAACUACGUAAACUUUGCUCGAAAAUGCCACAAGUGUCAAAUUCAUGCAGAUAGAAUCCAUGCUCUACCAGCCCCAUUGCACCUUUUCACAACGCCUUGGCCAUUUUCAAUGUGGGGAAUGGAUGUGAUUGGGCUUAUUACGCCAAAAGCCUCUAAUGGACAUCGAUUCAUAUUGGUGGCCAUUGAUUAUUUCACGAAAUGGGUAGAAGCAGCUUUCUAUGCCAAUGUGACACAAAAGGUGGUGUGUAGGUUCAUCCAAAGGGAGAUCAUAUGUCGAUAUGGGCUUCCAGAAAGGAUCAUUACUGAUAACGCAAGCAAUUUGAAUGGUGCGAUGGUGAAGAAAGUUUGCGCUAAAUUCAAGAUCAAGCAUCAAAACUUCACAACUUACCGUCCGAAGAUGAACGGAGCGGUAACUUCGUACUCAUUAGUAUAUCGUACAGAAGCAGUUCUACCUGUUGAAGUAGAAAUCCCAUCAUUGAGGGUGUUGAUGGAAACAGAAUUGGAAGAUGAUGAGUGGGUUUGCUCCUGCUAUGAGCAAUUGAAUCUAAUUGAGGAGAAAAGGCUUGCGGCUCUUUGUCAUGGCCAAAUGUACCAACGAAUGAUGAUGCGACCAUACGAGAAAAAAGUUUGUCCCAGGCAGUUCCGAGAAUGA